AGGGGGAGGCAGUGCCGUGGCAGAGAGGAGCCUGCUUUGCGUCCCUCAAGGCAGGCUGAUGGCCUCACAGUGAAGCCAAUGCCCCCAUGGCCACUACGGCGACGAUGUCCAUGGAGUCGUCUCCCUGGCUCCUCCACUUCGUCAUGGUGCCUUCAAUGCUUUCUUCUCCUCCUCCCUCGCAACAACAACUCUUCUUCUUCUUCUUCUUCCUCUUUCCUCGUCUCAAGGACUUCCUCUGCUGUACUGGCCUCGCUGUUCCUACGCAUCAUCGUGCCUUUGUUGCAUCAAUGUAGUUUUUGCCACUUGAUGGCUGCAGGUUGCGGCUUCGCUUGAAGGUUUUCUUCAAGGUUUGGAAUCGGUGGUAGUGGUGGUGGUGGUGGUACUGCUGCUGCUGUUUGUGUAUUGUAGUUGCUUUCAUUCCCCUCUCGUUCCUCCCCUCGCCCUUGCUUGGCAAUCCUCCGCUUGAAGGCUGUAGGGUCCAGUUGUAGAUGCGUUGUGAUAUAUAUGCAUUUGAGAUUUUGUAUGUAUGUGUGUGUUUGUGAGAUAGAGAGAGAGAGAGAGAGAGAGAGAGAGAGACGAUUUUUGACGUGUAAAAGAAGAUGAUCCGGGAGGUUUUGAGAGUAAGGGAGUGGAGCAUUCGAAGCUUUGUUGAGAUGGAGCGAAGUGUUGGUUGAGUGCUGGAGGAGUGGGAAUUGGAAUAGGGAGGGAUUUUAUUUAAUUUUUUUUUGCACAUUAGGAGCAGGAUGCCUGGUUUGAGAUACCAGUUCGGCAUGAGUCCUUUUACAAGCUCGCUAAACCGAGGUGACGGUAACGUUCUUGCGCAUCACACUGGUGGAAUCUCGCGGGACUGGGAGAUGUCAAGGCCUCAGAACGUGCCUUACUCGCCUAAUCAGUCCACCAAAAUGCGUCGUUCUCCUCAAUGGCUGCAGCCUAGUAAAGAAGAGUUCAAGCUUAAUUUCCUUGGCACAAGUAAGCAUUGGAGCUCCGCUGCCGUCGUGCCGGACACGACCUGCGAGAGCGAUGACUUGCAAGCCAUGGUGCAUGAUUUCAUUGAAAACGACUGUGUGGAACACAUGGAUGGAGUCGAUAGCGAUGGUGCCUCGAUUGGCUUGACGCUCAGUGAAAACUUGCAGACACUGACGAAGCCGCACAACACACGAGAACGGGAGCUUCUAGCUGACGUGGAGCGCCUCAUGUUGACAGUGAACGAGGAUACCAACCUGAUCUGUGACACCAUUGGCACCGAUUGCAAAGGAACGUGCAUCAAACGGUACAUUGUUAAGCACUUGAAAGCCUCUGGUUACAAUGCAUCGGUUUGCAAAUCCGAGUGGGCGAACUCCGGCCGUGUUCCCGGAGGCGAGUACGAGUACAUCGACAUUGUGCUCGAGGGAGAUCAACCGGUGGACCGUUUUCUCAUAGACAUCAAUUUCCAAACCCAGUUCGAGAUCGCAAGGCCUACCGCACAAUACGAGUCGGCUCUGAAAUGUCUUCCUAUUGUGUUUGUUGGCACAAUACCCAAUCUCGAGCAGGUUUUGAGGCAUAUGUCGGAGGCUGCCAAAGUCUCUCUGGAGCAAAACGACAUGCAUCUGCCGCCAUGGCGCACACUAGACUACAUGACGGCGAAGUGGUUAUCCAAAUUCGAGCGGAAAUCUGAUUUCGGAAUUUCCUCGGCUCACAGAGGUCCUUGCAGUCUUCACUGUCGUGGAAAGAGGAUUCCGUUUAACAACGAGGCUAGGCAUCUCGGCGACGAGUUCAGACAUACGAAAAAUCCGCUCCAUGUUGAAGCGAAUGGCUCAGGAUUGUUCCAUAUGCCGCGGGGACGAAGCUCCCGUGCAAAUUUACUGCUCAGAUCUGCAGCAUAGAUUCUCUUGCUGCAUGAUGCAAACAUCAGCUUGCAAAUCAAGCAGGCCUCCUCUUCUUCUUCUUCUUCUUCUUCCCAGCAUGGCGUCCAGCAGUGGAGCAACAACCAGUGACAUCAUCAGCCCUCUCAUUUUUCUUAACUAUAAAUUUUCAGGUACCAACUUUGCAGUAGAGUAUUUGUAGAAAGAGACUGGAGUAGGAGUGACGAUUUGGCGGUCCAGGUUGGAUUUUCACCUUACGGCGAGAGCGCGAGCUUUUCUGAAUCAUGUCAGUGUUUAAAGAGAUUUUUGUGCAGUAGAAGGCCUUUCCAACAUUUUGACGCCAAUCUUUGGUAUACAUAUGUAUCUAGAUGUAGAGAAACCAUUUACCACAGCACCCUUCUUCUCGAAGCUAUUAUCCCUAGUAGCAGCAUGGUAUGCAGCAUCUUGCAUGUCGUGCAAGACGCUGUUCAUCCUUGGAGAAGUUCAGUACAUUUAUGUAGGAUUCCCCCGCGGCUCAAACGACACUGUAAUGAGACUCUUCGGUGCUUCGAGGAUGUUUUAGGAUUUGUUUUUGAUUAGGCUAGAACCGCAGAUAGUGUCCCGGCAGAUUGAGCUGCAUUAGAAAGGAUAACAGCUACGCCAUGUAUAGACAGUUAGGUAGCUUGGUACACAUGAUUCACAUCGAUGAAGAGGAUUUCCUGCAGUUUCAUUUGAUGAAUAAACUGGAUUCAGCCGUCGCAAAUGGAUGGCUUUCUCAUGCAAUUUUUCAGCA
Physcomitrium patens is the source of this 2613-nucleotide messenger RNA. RefSeq lists its product as uncharacterized. NCBI's taxonomy places the organism in Eukaryota, Viridiplantae, Streptophyta, Bryopsida, Funariales, Funariaceae. The record is from RefSeq and is a predicted model, not a curated record.